UUCUUUUUUAUUAGUUAAUGAAACUCUCCGGGAUUAUAUACAAGUUCUUUUAGCUUUGCACAAAAUGAAAUACUUUUAAAAGGUUUAUACGUGUGAAAAGUUCAUUUGGUUACAGUUGUUAAGCUGUCGAAGGUAUUUCUUCUUUAGUAAAUCUGCCUACAGGCGAUGGAAAUCGAAUCUCCAUAGAGAGGAAUGGAUGGUACAAGACUGGUGUCUUUGGAACAAAUAGAAAACUGCCCAGUCGGGCAAAAGGUUAGGUUUCUGGGAUAUGUUCACUCUUACGUUAAUGGAAUUUUAUGCCUCCAAGAUGGAUCAAGCAUGGUUGAAUGUGAUUUAGCUGCUGUUCUCGGACACGUAAAGAUUCAAAUACGGGAAUGGUUGGACAUUGUGGGUCGUAAAUGUUCAGAUGGAAAGGUUGAUGUACUAUUAGUACGGUCAGUAGUAGGAAUGGAUCUCCCAAAGUAUAGGAAAGCUCUUCAAUGGCGGCAGGAACUUGCAUCCGAAUGGAACCCUUUUUAAGGCUCGCCCAAUUGAGCAUUGAGAAGAACUUGCUUUUAGGUAUGCUUUCAAGGUAUUAAAAAACAAAAAGAAGGUAUUGAUUCAAUGGAUACAAGAUAGACUAGUAAUUUUUAUGAUUAUAAAGCUUGCAAAAUUAAACAGUUAUUGACAUUAUGAAAACUAGAAUUGAAUUUAUUGAUGGAUCAUAA
Molecule: messenger RNA, 707 nt
Organism: Schizosaccharomyces octosporus yFS286
Lineage: Eukaryota; Fungi; Ascomycota; Schizosaccharomycetes; Schizosaccharomycetales; Schizosaccharomycetaceae
Product: nuclear telomere cap complex subunit Ten1
Exons: 2
Coding region: 193-519 (108 amino acids)
Biological process (GO): telomere capping
Cellular component (GO): CST complex
Molecular function (GO): single-stranded telomeric DNA binding
Source: RefSeq, a predicted model, not a curated record